AAAAAACCUUAAACAACACAAAAUCAAUGUUGUACUGUUUUUUUUCUUUUAGCAGGAAUAAAGAUCUAAUGUUUCUGUUCCAACCAAUGUUCUAAUAUCAUGAGGUUAUGGUGAUUACUAAGCCACGUUGAUGCAAUGCAAACACAGGAAUAGAAGAGAAAUCAAACCAUCUUUUUGUAACUUCCACUCCCUCCCUAUCUUCCUCUCUCUCUCUCUCUCUGGCCUCCCUUUUAUCACAAUCUAUAUCUCAUUCAUUUCAAUGGCUUCUGCUUCCAUAUCUGAUCAUUCUCUCUCCACGAAGAAGAAAAGGACAAAUGGCUCCGCGAAACUGAAGCAAAUCAAGCUUGAUGUUCGGCGUGAACAAUGGCUUUCUCGAGUCAAAAAGGGAAGUGAAGUUGAUGCAAAUGAAAGGGUUGAUCAUUGCCGUACAUCAAAGAACAAUGCCAGUGAAGAGAAUAAAUCAUUGAAGGAAAAUAGAAGGAAAAGAGGAGAGGAUAUUGCAGGUUCUUGCAUCCAGGGUAAUGAUUCAGGAUCCAUUAUAAAUAACUCCAUUCAAAAUAGUUUUGAUCUUGAUGAGUCAGGGAGUGAUUUCUCCGGGAGUAGCAGCAGCAGCAGUAGUAUGAGUGCUUGUUUCUCAGACAAUGUCAGUGACAAAGAAGUGGAUGAAUGCGUAGAUGACUGGGAAGUUGUUGCUGAUGCUUUAUAUGCAAAUGAUAAUCUGUGUUCUGUGGUUUCAGAAUCUUCUCCAGUUCAAGAACCUGUCAAGAAUAUCACAAAACCAGAGUUCAAAUCAGCGGUUCUUGAAUCACAUCCGAAUCACCGAGCAUGGAAGCCUGAUGAUGUUCUCCGGCCUCAGGGUUUGCCAGACCUCUCAAAGCAACAUGGCUCUGAGCUAAACACAAACUGGCAUGGUAACCACAAAACUGUACCUUGUUCAUGGCAAACAAUAAUGUCACAACAACCUCCUCAAUGUCCGAUCUGUUAUGAGGAUCUAGACAUGACAGACUCAUGUUUUCUUCCUUGUUCAUGUGGGUUUCAUCUCUGCCUAUUUUGUCACAAAAAGAUUGUUGAGGCAGAUGGCAGAUGUCCGGGCUGCAGAAAACCGUAUGAUCAUGCCUAUGUAAAUGUUGGAUUCAACGUAGGAGUCAAGGUUUUCCACUUUGCACAAUCUUUCAGUAUGAGUACAGGGUGCUAGGUUCUAGAUGACAGAUUUUUGUUUCUGGAAAACAUCAUGUAAAUGUUAUGUUUCUCCUAUCACUUGAUUCAUGAGAUCAAGUUUCAUCAAGAGUAUGAGUAUAGUGAAUAGGUAGAGGUUUAACUCAAGCAGAUAAAUAAGUUAUAUCUUUUGGUAAGUUUGAUUUGCAUUACCAUUGUUUUUUUCAUAUGUUAAUGCAGAAAACGUAGUUAACUUUGAAGAUUGAAAUUUGAAUGAGUC
Molecule: messenger RNA, 1435 nt
Organism: Vigna unguiculata (cowpea)
Lineage: Eukaryota; Viridiplantae; Streptophyta; Magnoliopsida; Fabales; Fabaceae
Biological process (GO): protein ubiquitination
Cellular component (GO): CCR4-NOT complex
Molecular function (GO): ubiquitin-protein transferase activity
Source: RefSeq, a predicted model, not a curated record